This is a messenger RNA of Auanema sp. JU1783, 4713 nucleotides long. The record is from the annotation of a GenBank genome assembly. Lineage: Eukaryota; Metazoa; Nematoda; Chromadorea; Rhabditida; Rhabditidae.
UUGUCACGAGAAGUGUUCCAAUGUCAGAAUGGAGGAGUAUGCUUCUCGACCAAUGAAGGACCAAAAUGUGACUGUUCUGAUAGCGAUUAUGAGGGCAAGCUGUGCGAUAUAGAAAAAACUGACGCCGAAUUAACAUUCAGUGGAAACGAAUGGAUAGGUUAUGACGUUUCAGCAAACAUAUCUGCUAUUGUAAGAGCCAAAACAGAGAACAUUACCCUUUCGUUCAAAACCGUGCAUGGUACAGCAGUUAUAUUCUUUGCUGGAGAUGAGAAGAGCUUCAUUCAUCUAAUGCUGGAAAAUGGUGCUCUGAUUGCGUCAUCCAAGCUGGAAGGAACAGAUGUACGAAUCAUUAGACUGUUCAACAAGUUUCCUGCGGAACGUUAUGAUGAUGAUACAUGGCACAGUGUGACAUUAGAGAGAACGCUUCAAGUGAUGAAGCUCCGUGUGGAUGAUCAGAAAGACCAAAUUAGGCAGUAUGCUCCUGAAAUGGAUUGGAUAUACAACUCGUUCUUCUAUAUUGGUGGUGUGCCUAAUGAGCAUAAGAGCAUGGGAGUUAAUAAAACACCAUUCCGAGGAUGUAUAAAAAUGAUCCGAUAUAUAGCUGAUUCUAUGAAGAUUAACUUCGUCAGUUUAGCCGAUGAAAGCUAUGGAGAGAGUAUUAUACGAACAGGUGGUGAUUUGUCGUUCUCCUGUAAAAACCCGGCACCUCCUCCUGAUAUUCUCUCUUUCCAUCCUGGAGCAACUCCUUUACUUCUCACAAAAUGGACAAGCGAUGCUAAAGGGGGAAGCAUAUCAUUCCAAUUCCGAUCAACUGAACCAGAUGGUUUGAUCCUUUUGCUUAGCUCAAUGAUAGAUAAUUCGUCGGAGUAUCUAGCAUUUGAGUUAAUUGAUGGACAUCUCUAUAUGAUCAUCGAUUUGGGGGCAGGAUCAAUACGUUUACAAACAACAUUCAAAAGAUUGACCGAUAGCAACUCUUGGAACUCUGUAUACAUGGAAAGAAUACGACGUCAUGGAAAGAUUAUAGUGAAUAGCCAUAAAACUGAUUUUAAUACACCGGGAACGUCUGCCAACCUGGACGUUGUUGAUCCCAUACUGAUAGGAGGCUUACCACAGUCCAACUUUGUGUAUCCAUCUUCGAUUUGGUCAAUCACUUUGAGAAAGUCGUUUGUUGGCUGUAUAAAGAAUGUUAGAAUCAAUGGCAUCAGUGCUAAGAUAGCUUCAGCUUUUGAAAGUGUCAAUUCGACAGGUAUCACCCUAGGUUGCCCUAGCGAAAAAGACAAUUGUUCUCCCAAUCCCUGUCACAAUUACGGAAAAUGCUCUUCUGGAACUUUAUCGUUCAAAUGUGACUGUUCACAGACGACCAUGACUGGAGCAACUUGCAAUACUGAGCCAGUUUUUUAUUCAAUAGAUGGAGAACAAAAAAUGUUAUCUAUAUAUCCUAGAACAGUAUUGUCUGAAGCUGAAGACAUCGAGAUCCGCUUCAAGACGGAACAAUCUCUUGGAUGCCUUAUCGAGACACGUUCUAAUGCUCACCCUGCCAAUUUUUUGGCUGUUUUUCUACUCGACGGGAUGUUGCAUAUUGUAAUUCAAACUAUUUCAUCAAAAACUGUUCAUAUGUGGGGGGAGCCUGUUUCUGAUAGCAAAUGGCAUACGGCUAAAGUUAAAAGAAGAGGAAACAACAUGCUUUUGUAUUUUGAUGGCAAAUGGGGCAGUAGUUAUACGUUAAACUCAUCUUUAGUUGUUGAAGUGGAUGAAGUAGUGGGAGCUCGAUCAUUUAAAUCAGACGAGCGAUUUCAAGCACCUUUCCGAGGGCAUAUCAGUCAAUUAAGCUUUAACAGUGUGGAUUUAUUGAACAAGAUUCGCAAAGAAAGUAAGCCCAACAAGGAAAACAAGGGUUUGCGCAAUAUAAAAUCUAAACUUCUAUCUGUUUCUUUUACUAAUUCUACGGGUUUUAUUUCAUUCAGUGCAGAUAAGAUAUCUUCUUUAACGGGUAAUUUUCGGGUGUCUUUCAAAUUUCAAACUCUUGUUCGUACAUGUCUUUUAUUCGCAUAUUUGCCUGUUAGUUCCAAUGAUUACUUGAUGAUCCAAUUGAUUAAUGCACGAAUUCGAUACUCUUUUCGGUUUGGCAAAAGUGAAGGUAGCAUUCUAUCACCACGUUUACCAAAUAAGCAACAUCUAAGCGAUAUGAGAUGGCAUUCUAUUCUUUUAUAUCAGAAUCAAGACACUCUUGAUCAUGUUAUACUCAUUGAUAAUACCACUUCAACCAUUCAUCUCAACAGCACUGCAGUUAAAAAUGUUUUUGUUAUAUCAGGUCCAGCUGUUUUAGGCGGUGUUCCUCCAUCUCUGGCAAGCCAUACAGCUCUGUCUGCUCAGGGUUUCAGAGGAUGUAUAUCGACUCUGCGGUUGAAUGAUCGUCUGAUUGAUAUACUGGAAGAAGCUCAUGCAAUGCACAGUAUAACUAAAGGAUGUAACGGUCCUAUGUCACGUUGCUCUCCGUUUGCUUGUGCAAACGGUGGCCGAUGUAUUCAGCAAUGGACAAAUAUUUUUUGCGAUUGUACAUUCACUAGUUUUGCUGGAACGAAAUGUAGCGAACCCGCUACAACCUUCUCUUUCAACAGUGAAGUGACAGGUCUCUACUAUGAAUAUCCACCAGGAGAAAUGCCUAGUACAUCUAAAGACUUCAUGGUCAUAGCCUUCAGUACGAAACGACUAUCUGGGGUAUUGUUCUCUGUAGAAUCUUCUGCAGAACCAGAUUUCUUCACUUUGUACCUGGAUGGCGGAAUGCUCCAGCUGAAAUACAACUUAGGCAGUGGAAUGCAGCAUUUCGGAAUUUUCUCCAAAACUGUUAGUGAUGGCAAGCUGCAUACAGUGAAGCUAUUCCGCUUUGAAUAUAACGUCACACUCCAGUUGGAUAAUAGUACUCCAGUGCGCUACACCCCAAAAGAUGGCAUCGAACUCACUACGUUAAAUAUGCAUUGGCGAUUAGUGGUGGGUGCUUCAAUGAAUAGCCUUCACAUCCUGAGGUCAGAGAAGACUAGAUACAUCAGAGAAAGCGGCGAUUUUACUGUCUAUAACUCUUUCAAUGGAGAAAUAUCUGGAGUUAACUUCAACGGAAUAUCCAUUCUAGAUCUGUAUGUUCAAGGAUCUCCACGCGUAUUUGCCAUCGGUCCGGUCAAAAAAAUUCACGAAUCUCCACCUGUUUCAGCAUCAAGCGAAGAAAUUAUGCACGAAGGAAUGGAAAAUUCAGCUGACGCUCUAAUUGAAUCGUUGGGUGCUUCUUGUUUAAGUGUUGAAGAACAUGAUAGCUGUUACGUGGAAACAGAGCAAACAGGUUUCUUCACUCCAGUAAUUCCUUCCGCUGUUACUGCCCCAAGGCGAGCGACAACCAAUUCCCCAACUUCCUCUACAGCUGUUCGUGGUGAGUCUCCUAGAAAGCCUGCAGAUUCGACACGGAAUUCUAUUGUAUCACGACCAUCUAGUAGUUCUUCUGAUUCUAUAAUUUCUUAUUCUACUACUUCUCCACCUUUAACUCCUCCUUCUAUUAUCUAUCUCUCCUCUCUCGAAGGCACAGAAGCAUCCGACUUAGACUCAUCCACCCAUCGAACAACCAUUACUGUCACAACAGCUUCGACAAGCACUACAUCGGCCACUGUAGAAACACCGUCCACCAUUAUGCCUCCGCCUCGAAGUAUUCCUGAUUCUCCUCUGGAUAAAGCAGCUUCUGAUACGCGUCAGCAAGCAACAUCUUCUGUUGGAUCAGAUGCACGAUUACCUGGUCAUCACGCACCAGUCGGUCGUCCGACUUCCACUCGUAGCACAAUUAGCCCUCACGCCAGACGUACCACAGUCUCGCCUCGUUCCACUGUGUUACCUAGGCCAUAUGAGAGUGUUAGUCUAGCUGCAGAGCAGAAUCCUGAAUAUCUAGGCGACAGCAUCUGGGCGGACAUUGACUUACUUCCGGAACCGAUGGUAACCGGCCCUGCUUGGCGUGCUCAUCAGAAUACGAGCUCACGUACCGGGCCGUUAACAACUCAAAUGACAGCUGUUGCAAGUUCCUCAUCAACCACAAUGAUGCCUACAACAGCUCAUCAACGUAGAAAAACGACGAAUAAGCAGAUGACAGCUCCAGCUAGUCCAAUGUCGCCAUUAAAGAGUCUGACGGAAAAAACAACUAGUUCUUUGACCUUUUCAACACUUCUCUCUACAACUACAACACGGCUUGCAAAGCCUAAAACGAGUCCGUCGUUCACAGUUUAUCCAGUGAGACCAACAACGCCUAUGGGCGAAUUGCUCACAACAACAAUGAAGUACAAUACUGGUGAAGCUGGUGAAUUUCCAAGAACAGCUCUUGUUAUGAUCGCCUCCUUAACGGUCGUUCUGCUCAUUGCUAUUGUAGUAUUUUGUGUAUUCCGUUGUCGUCAAAAUCCUCCACCAAAUGAUCAUUAUCCAAUGGCUGUGAACGGAGUCAAAGCACCUUCAGGAUAUACAGCCAUAGCUCCCGAUCUUUCACCACCUUUAGGAGUUGAUCCAUCAACACAACCGUUACUGGGCAGACAACCUCAAGUAAAUGGAAAUGGUUAUCAACCACUCAAAGGAUCAGUUAUGCCGAAUGGAAUGUACGGAAUGAAUGGCAACGGACGUUCCAUAAUGAACGGAAACGGAAAAAACGGUGGAACGAUAAAGAAAAAAGAUUUUAAGGAAUGGUACGUCUGA